AAUUAAUGAAGCUAAAAAAAUCUUUGAAGAAGCUGAAAAUGAAUACAAUAGACAACUAAACAAAACAUUUAAGGUCACAUGCGCAUUGGAUAAUUAUAAAACAGCCUUCGAGUUUCUUCAAUCAAUUCAGAAUAAAGGCAAUAAUUUUACUAAAAGUAAAGUAAUAAAUAAAAUCGGAAUGUGCUUACUUGGUGGCUUCGGUUGUAAACAAAAUAUUGCACAAGGGCGAGAAUUAAUUAAAAAAGCUUCAACACUUGGUCUUACUAGCGCAACUACUUGGGUAAAUCAAUAUAAUUCUAGAAGCGAUUUUGGUGCAAGCGAAGUUAUUAGGUGUAAAAUGAUAUAA
Molecule: messenger RNA, 346 nt
Organism: Dentiscutata heterogama
Lineage: Eukaryota; Fungi; Glomeromycota; Glomeromycetes; Diversisporales; Gigasporaceae
Source: the annotation of a GenBank genome assembly